UCAACCUCUGGCGCGAUCGGCUCCCGCUCUCCGCCCUGAAGAACACGCCCCGCGAUUCCACGUUUUUCCAGCUGUCUCUCGACACGGACCACAGGGCGUUCAUGGCUGGACUGUUACACUGCCUGCCGCUGGCUAACGUGACAGCCGCGCUUAUCGUAGACGGGGCGUCGCUGUGGGAUGUCAUUCGCUGGGACAAGUUGCUGUCGUUCCUGCCAUCCGUCGAGGAGCUCACCCUGUAUUACGAGCUUGUGACACAGGACGAUGGCCGUCUGUCGGAAAUUAAGCCCUGCGACGCUCUUACACUUUGCCCACGACUUCAAAUGCUCCACAUCCGCGAAUGCCAGCUGAAAGAGUCGUACUUCGUCUUCAAAAAGCCUGCGGCGGACUGCGUCUCGCUUGCGCAGCUCGCUCGCGGUAUUGUCGCUCGUGGCGAAAAGACCUUGACGGUUCACGCUGAGGCGGUCGACGGAGCGGGUGUGGUGAAAGGGCUACCGUCCCUUGGACAGGGCCCACAGACCACUAGGAGGUGGCUUGCCGCAGGUAUGUCGCAGAUAUCGGCGAUGCUGGUGCGCCGCUGAGGUCUACGAGUGGGAUACAUCAAUACUUGAGUAUGCGCCUCGGCGGAAUGAUGUUCGUCUGUGCAUCGUGGCGACGGACUG
This is a messenger RNA of Phanerochaete carnosa HHB-10118-sp, 659 nucleotides long. RefSeq lists its product as uncharacterized. The coding region runs from base 102 to 578 and encodes 158 amino acids. The transcript has a single exon. Lineage: Eukaryota; Fungi; Basidiomycota; Agaricomycetes; Polyporales; Phanerochaetaceae. The record is from RefSeq and is a predicted model, not a curated record.